AUGCAAGCCAGUCGUAUCGCUCGUUUGCUCGCGCCUCGCCUCACGUCGCCAUGUAGACGCAACGUACAGCAUCGACUACCGCUUGCUGUGAAGAGACAUGCCUCUGUCGCAACCUCAGGGCCAGCAGUCACCGCGACAAACCGUGCUGAAGCGACAUUGAAGCGGUUCUGGAAGACGGUGGACGUUGAAGAGCGCCCAGAUGCGUUCGCCGUCACUCUGGACAAGCGGCCUCUGCGGACGCCAGGCGGGAAGCCUCUGCUAUUACCGAAGAGCAAGAGACUCGUAGCUACUCUGGUUGCCUCGGAGUGGGAGAAUCAAGAGACUCUGCUCAAACAGCAUUCGCUGCCCAUGACGUCUCUUGCGUCCAGGGCUGUUGAUGCAUUCUCGGAGGAACAGGCUCGAGCAGAAGUACGUGAACAGUUGCUGAAGUACUUCGAAACGGAUACCAUCUGUUUCCGUCAAAAUGAGCCGGCCGUCCUUGUGAAGCUGCAAGAAACGCACUGGCGACCAAUCCUUGACUGGGCGCAGUCCACCUUCGGCAUCAAGGUCAGCACGACGGACUCAUUCCUGCUCGACCCGCAUCCAGAAGAGACCUACGAAAAGCUUGACAAGCUGAUGUCAGAGUUUGACGUUUGGGAGAUGGCAGCUAUGGAGCGAGCUACGUAUACCACCAAAUCGUUCCUGAUUGCCCUCGCUCUUGAGGCAGCACUGGCGGCUCACGCGGAGGUUAAUAGUCAAAUAGAGCGGUGGGGCGAGGUGAGGAUUGUAACUCACGAUGUCGACUACCACGACGUGCGAAGACAGCUGGGUAGUGCUGCAUGUCUCGUCUCUAGUCUAUAG
This is a messenger RNA of Fomitopsis serialis, 840 nucleotides long. RefSeq names its product ATP12-domain-containing protein. NCBI's taxonomy places the organism in Eukaryota, Fungi, Basidiomycota, Agaricomycetes, Polyporales, Fomitopsidaceae. Gene Ontology annotation, biological process: mitochondrial proton-transporting ATP synthase complex assembly. The transcript is spliced from 7 exons. Bases 1 to 840 code for a protein of 279 amino acids. Gene Ontology annotation, cellular component: mitochondrion. The record is from RefSeq and is a predicted model, not a curated record.